This is a messenger RNA of Radiomyces spectabilis, 3803 nucleotides long. Its product is annotated as cytochrome P450. Gene Ontology annotation, cellular component: cytosol. Gene Ontology annotation, molecular function: monooxygenase activity; iron ion binding; flavin adenine dinucleotide binding. The record is from RefSeq and is a predicted model, not a curated record. The annotation marks the transcript as partial. NCBI's taxonomy places the organism in Eukaryota, Fungi, Mucoromycota, Mucoromycetes, Mucorales, Radiomycetaceae. The transcript has 5 exons.
CAUGCAUAAUGGAAAACUCCACAAAAAUUCACUUGUAUUAUUAUUUAUUCACUUUAUCAUGACUUCUCAAACAAUAUCACUUAUUGUAGCCCUGAAAGGGGCUGAAAACCUUGAAGACGAAGGACGAAUCAUCCGUUUUGGCACCGGGGCCAAUCUCGAUACCAUCCGCGGCUUGGUGGCGGAAAAGUUAUCGAUCGUAGGCGCCUUGGACGAUAUCUUACUUCUCGACAGCCACGAUCGUCUUCUCGAUGGCAUUGGAGAGUUAUCCCAACAACAAGUCGUCUACGUGGACGUACGAAAUCACAUCAAAGAAAUUAUCCCAGGCCCAGCCAAGCUGCCGUUUGUUGGAAAUUUAUACGAUCUGCUGCCUAAUAUUACCGAAGGCUGGGUGAAGCAGUUUGAAAAGUAUGGACCUCUGGUCGAAGUGACGCUUUUGGGUCGAAAAAUCAUUGGUACCAACGACCCUGCAAUUGCCGAAAUUUGUGUCAAGGAAUCCGAAUACUUUACAAAGAAAGUCAGUGUGACCCCUCUAUCUGAAGUCAAAGCUUUUGGUCGUCAGGGUCUGUUUACCACUGACACGGACGAGAUGGAUUGGAAACUGGCGCAUAAAUUGUUGAUGCCGGCCUUCAGUCCUCGUGCUAUCAAGGCAUAUCAAGUGGAAAUGGGUCUUAUUGCUCAACAGACCAUCAAGUUGUUGGAAACCUUUGAUCCUAGUGAACCAGUGGAAAUUAUUGAAUGGACGACUAAUCUCACGUUUGAGACCAUCGGUCGUGUUGGUUUUGGCUACGACUUCCAUCUGCUGGACAAGCGCGAUGCUCCGGUCCAUCCUUUUAUCGAAGCCAUGGGAUAUUGUCUGCAACGCGUGGUCACCCGAGUCCAGCAAGCUCAAUUCAUGAAACAUUUACCCACCGAAGCCAACCGUCGUUUCGAUCGAUCCGUUGAAUUGAUGCAUGAGACCGUCGACCGAGUGAUUCAGGAACGCAAAGCCAGCCCGGAAGCCCACGACAUCAACAAGGACUUGCUUGGCUUUAUGUUGAACGCACGCGAUGAGAACGACCUGGGAUUGUCCGAUGAAAAUAUUCGUGAUCAGGUCGUGACCUUUUUGAUUGCAGGCCACGAUACUACCGCUAAUACUCUGGCUUGGACACUGUAUGAACUGUCGCAUAACCCCGACGUGGAGGCCAAGGUGCUGCAAGAAAUUGUCGACAACGGCAUCACCCACGAUACCUUGCCUACUCAUGAACAGAUCAGCGGUCUCAAGUACAUGCAUCAAGUGUUGAAGGAAACCCUCCGUAAAUAUUCUCCCGUUCGCGCAUUGAACAAGUACUGCACAAAAGAUUGCAUUGUUCCCGGUGGUUACAAGGUCAAGGCCGACAAUACCGUCCAGAUCAACGUUUACGCUAUGCAUUACCGUGCCGACAUUUACCCUGAUCCCACCCGUUUCGACCCUGAUCGAUGGACCCCCGAAGAAGAACAGAAGCGAUCGCGCUUUGCCUGGUUGCCUUUCAGUACCGGUCCACGUGCCUGCAUUGGUAUGGCCUUUGCUCUGCAAGAAGCCAAGACGGUUUUGGCCAUGAUGUUGCAUCGUUUCAAGUUCACUUAUGAUGGUCCACAUCCUAUGCCUUUUGAUCCCAAGAUGGCUACCACCAAACCAUUGAAUUUGCAGAUGCAUAUUCUUCCCCGUACAGACUUGCCUGAGCCUCAUGCGUCUGCACCGGUGAUGACCAAAUCAGCCGAAUCUGCCACUUCACCAGCCACGCCUGCACCUACCAUGCCUACGAUGGCGACCGUGCCGCACUCGGGUAGCAUUGAAUUGCCAUCGGUGACCUUCUUGUUCGGUACACAGACAGGUACUGCCCAAGAUUACGCGUCGCAGCUGGCCAGUCAAGCUCGCAAUUUCGGGUUCAAGAACGUGACGUUGUGCGAAAUGGAUAAAUGGGAGGUACUGAAGAACGGAAAGUACACGGGCGGUCAAGGCAAAAAUGAUGCACGCGAACUGGUCGUCAUUUGCACUGCCACCUACAACGGGCAACCUCCGGAUUCCGCUGAACAUUUCCACAAGUUUAUCAAGGCCAAGACCGAAGAAGAAGGUCACGGAAAGAUUUUGAACGGAUUGCUCUAUGCGGUGUUUGGUCUCGGUAACAAGAACUGGCGCACUUACCAACAUUUCCCCAUUAUGGUCGACAACAGCUUGGAAGAACUGGGUGCUGAACGCUUCUUUGUUCAAGGUGAAGGCAAUGCCGACAAGGAUAUGGAUGCCGAAUUCAAUGAAUGGUGCGCUCACUUUUGGACGCAUACGUUGAACUAUUACGGUGUGGCUGUAUCCGACAGCCAUUCGGUGGUGCCGACGGCGACGGCGAACAAGACCGGUCGUAGCAACAAUGUCCAGAUCCACUUUAUCAGCCCCAACGACAAGGAAAAGUGGGAAUCCGCCAAGAAGAACCGCAACGGCGAGUGCAACGCCAAGAUUUUGGUGAACAAGGAGUUGCAAGGGCAAGGAUCCGGUCGCAGCACGCGUCACCUGGAGAUCGAUAUUGCGAGUGUCACGCCUUUGGGUGACGAGCACCUGUACGAAGCCGGUGACCAUUUGGAAGUGAUGCCUGAGAAUGAUCCUGCUCUGGUGGAGGCGAUUGCUCUCAGCUUUGGCUGGGUGCUUGACUCAGUGUUUGAAGUGGAUCCUUCCUCCUUGGACGGUUUGUCUCCUCGCUCGUUGGCAGCCAGCAUCCGUGGCCCGUGCACUGUGCGAAAUGCCCUGUUGUACUAUGCUGACAUCUCGUCUCCUCCUUCGCGCAACAUGCUCGCUUGUUUCGCGGCCCAGCUUCGUUUGUCGGCCCCCGAGACGGCCGAUGCCUUUGAACAAUUGACCAUGCCCGAUCAAGACAACAAGGAUGGCUAUCCGCUCUUUAUCCAACGUCAUCGCACGCUUUUGGACCUUCAACGCGCUUAUCCUCAGGUCAACCAAUUGGAUCUUGCCCAAUUCUUGGCCGCGGUCAAUGUGAUGCAACCUCGCCGUUACUCGAUCGCCUCUUCGCCGCUCAAGUAUGGUCAGCAAGCGCAUCUUGCCGUGGGCGUGGUCGACGAUGUUGUCAAUGAUCGUCACUAUCCUGGUCUGGCCUCUUCUUUCCUAGCGGGUACUUCAACGGAUGUGGCGAUCCGCGCUUCGCUUAAAUCGUCCAAGAAUGCAUUCGGUUUGCCUUCCGAUCCUUCGGUUCCUAUCAUUAUGAUUGGUGCAGGCACAGGCUUUUCUCCUUUCCGAGGUUUCUUGCAGGAACGCGCAUAUCAAAAGGAGCAUCAGAUCGAGGUCGGCGAAACAGUUCUCUUGUUUGGCUGCCGUCAUCCCGAUCAGGAUUACAUCUAUGCCAAAGAACUGGAAGAAUACAAGCAAGCAGGCGUCCUGAACGAACUGUAUGUGGCCUUCUCGCGUCAAACGCCUCCCUCGUCCAUCAAGUAUGUGCAACAUCAAAUCCUGGCCAACGCCGCUACGAUCUGGCCACUCUUGGUGCCUUCCGAUCCUUCGGCCAAACCGGCUUCCAUCUAUAUCUGUGGCAGUGGUCACAUGAGUCGCGAUGUACGUCGCACUUUCCUCAAUCUGGCCGUCAGUUUCGGUGUCGCCAAAGACGAAGAAGAAGCAAACCAAUUCUUGCAAAAACUCAUUGACGAGAAGCGCUACAACGAAGAUGUAUGGGGUUAAAACACUUUCCAUAGAACUUACUGUAUAAUUUGUAUAUCUAUUUCUUUUUAUAUCAAACUUGUAUCAUAUAUAGAAUAAAACCAUCAGUUCAUUUAGAAGUUUUAUCACUUAA